Ogataea parapolymorpha DL-1 is the source of this 267-nucleotide messenger RNA. RefSeq lists its product as hypothetical. Gene Ontology annotation, cellular component: membrane. Gene Ontology annotation, biological process: carbohydrate transport; transmembrane transport. The record is from RefSeq and is a predicted model, not a curated record. Gene Ontology annotation, molecular function: carbohydrate:proton symporter activity. The coding region runs from base 1 to 267 and encodes 88 amino acids. Lineage: Eukaryota; Fungi; Ascomycota; Pichiomycetes; Pichiales; Pichiaceae. The transcript has a single exon.
AUGUUUAACGCAAACGAGGCAAACAUGGGAUCAAAAAUCAAUUUCAUAUUCACAGGGUGCUCAUUCCUUUCGAUCUUUGUGUUCUACUUUUACCUUCCGGAAACCGCGGGGCGCUCCUUUGAGGAGAUCGACGAGAUGUUUGCUCUGAAGAUUCCUGCGCGUCAGUGGAAACACUGGCAAACAAAAAAACAGGAGGAGUCUGACCGGUACUUGAAAGAGCUGAAAAUCGUCGAGUCUCACGAUGAGCUUCCGAAAACGAUUGUGUAG